This is a messenger RNA of Anguilla anguilla (European eel), 3814 nucleotides long. RefSeq names its product kinesin family member 23 (gene kif23). Bases 103 to 2928 code for a protein of 941 amino acids. Gene Ontology annotation, cellular component: nucleus; kinesin complex; microtubule. The transcript is spliced from 23 exons. The record is from RefSeq and is a predicted model, not a curated record. Gene Ontology annotation, biological process: microtubule-based movement. Gene Ontology annotation, molecular function: microtubule binding; ATP binding; microtubule motor activity. Lineage: Eukaryota; Metazoa; Chordata; Actinopteri; Anguilliformes; Anguillidae.
AAAAACUAGUCAUACUAAAGGCGGAGGGAAGAUUUGAACUAAAAGGCAGAACAGACCGGGGGAAAUAGGAUUUGCGUUAGCAAAACAACACAACAGUUGAAAAUGAGUAGGCCUAUGAGACCAAAACAUCCACGAAAACCUGCCCCGAAGAAACCGUCCAGUAAUCAAAAAGACCCUGUUGGCGUGUACUGCCGUGUUCGACCGCUUAGCACCGAGGAUGGAGAGUGCUGUAUCGAAGUUAUCAGCAGCAGCACCAUUCAGCUACACGCACCCGAUGGUCUCAAAGCCAACCGCAAUGGAGAAUUUAAAGAGACUCAGUACACAUUCAAGAAAGUGUUUGGCCUGAAAACAUCCCAAAUCGAGUUGUUUGAGGAUGUGGCUAAACCACUUGUUGAUGACCUCCUUCGCUGUAAAAAUGGUUUGCUGUUCACUUAUGGCGUCACGGGCAGUGGCAAAACCUUCACCAUGACGGGCUCUGCAGGGCAGGGUGGGCUUCUGCCUCGCUCUCUAGACAUGCUGUUUAACAGCAUAGGCCCUUACCAGGCCAAGAGAUUUGUGUUCAAGCCCGACGAUAAAAAUGGCAUGGAGGUCCAAAAUCAGGUUGAUGCUCUACUGGACAGACAGAAGAGAGAGAGCCAGCAGUCUGUGCCAAAAACUCCCUCCUCCAGGCAAAGGCUUGACCCGGAGUUUGCUGACAUGAUCAACCCACAGGAGGCUUGCAGGGCCGAGGGAGUAGACGAGGACAGCAGCUACAGUGUUUUUGUGUCUUACAUAGAAAUCUACAAUAACUAUAUCUAUGAUCUCCUGGAAGAGGUCCCAUUUGACCCCAUCAAGCCAAAACCACCGCAGUCUAAAAUCCUGCGUGAGGACCAGAAUCACAAUAUGUACGUUGCUGGGUGCACAGAGGUCGAGGUCAAGUCAACAGAAGAGGCCUUUGAGGUUUUCUGGCGAGGUCAGAAGAAACGGAGGAUUGCCAACACCCAGCUGAACCGCGAGUCCAGCCGCUCGCACAGCGUUUUCAUCAUAAAGCUGGCACAGGCUCCCCUGGACGCCGACGGGGACAAUAUCCUUCAGGAUAAGGACCAGGUGAACGUGAGUCAGCUGUGCCUGGUGGACCUGGCGGGGAGCGAGCGAACCAGCAGGACCCAGGCCCAGGGCAGUCGCCUCCGAGAAGCAGGCAACAUCAAUCAAUCCCUGAUGACAUUGCGCACAUGCAUCGAGGUCCUUCGUGAGAAUCAGAUGUGCGGUACAAACAAGAUGGUUCCAUACAGAGACUCUAAAAUUACUCAUCUGUUCAAGAAUUAUUUUGAUGGGGAAGGCAAGGUUCGCAUGGUCGUAUGUGUGAACCCAAAAGCAGACGAUUAUGAAGAAACCUUGCUGGUGAUGCGCUUUGCAGAGAUGACCCAGGAGGUGGAGGUGGCGCGGCCGGAGGACCGGCCCAUAUGCGGCUUCACUGCGGGCCGCCGGCACCGCAACCAGGCCUUCAAGGAGGAGCUGACCCGGCAGCUGCAGGAGCGGGGCGGCCCUGUGAACGGAGAACACCCCUCAGUCCUCACUCAGCUCAUGCACAGCUUCCCCCCGCUGCCCCCCUGCGAGAUCACCGACCCCACAGACGACCACACCCUGCCCCGCCUCAUCCAGGUGCUGGAGAAGAGGUACAGCAUCCGCAAAAUGAUGGUGGAGGAGUACAACAAAGCCGCCAACAUGCUGAAAUCGAUGCUGAAGGAUUUUGACGGCAGCCUCGUCUCCAAGGAGAAUUUCAUCCAAGAGCAGAGAGGGAAGCUGGGACAGAAGGACAGCGUCAUCUCCUCCCAGAAAGCUGAGGUGGAUCGUCUGGAGAAGAAGGUCAAAAUGCUGGAGUACAAGAUCGACAUCCUGCAGAAAACCACCAACAUCUACGAGGAGGACAAGCGCACGCUGCAGCAGGAGCUGGAGAGCCGGGACAUGAAGCUGCAGAGGGAGAUGUCCGAUAAGAGGCGCAUGGAGGCGCGGCUGCAGGGCGUGGUCUCCGACACCAAGCACAAGUGGGAGAAAGAAUGCGAACGGCGGGUGAACGCCAAGCAGCUGGAGAUGCAGAACAGGCUGUGGGUGAAGGACGAGAAGCUCAAACAGCUGACGGCCAUCGUCACGGAGACCAAGAGCGACUGGCCCGACCAGGAGAAGCCCCAGCGCCCGUCCCGGCAGAAGGACCGGGGGCCCCUGAAGAGAUCGGCCUCGCCCUCUCCCGUGCCCGCCCCUGCGUGUUGCCGCCCCCCAGUCAGGCAGGGCGCCCCGUCCGUAGCCUCCAGUAUUUCGGAGUGGGAGCAGAGAGACCGCAGACAGGCUAGACAGUGGGCCGCAGCGUGCGAGGGCAGGGUCUGUGAGCCGAGCAGAGAGAGGAGCAGAGACAGGUCCUGGACUGGGGAGCACCAUGUCCCUGUUCAGCCCUGUGAUACGGACCUGCAGUUUGGUGAAAGGACCGGGCUGCCGGUUCGGCAGCUGCACAGACGCUCGCGCUCGGCGGGUGGGGAGAAAUGGGUAGCUCACAAACCGGCGAACGGUCUGGAGUUAGACACGGUCAUGCAGCCUCACAUUCCCAAUGCCAUUACGGUGUCCGUGCCCAACGAGAACGUGCUGUCCAAAUGCGACAAGUACGUGCUGACUCACCAGGAGGUGGCGUCCGACGGGGAGGUUCAGACAAAACUCUUCAAGGGCGAAGUGUUCAAAACGCGGAGCGGAGGCCAGGCGGUGGAGUUCACCGAUAUUGAAACGCUGAGGCAGCAGUGCCCCACGGCCCCCAGUAGAAAGAGGAGGUCAUCUGAAAGCAGCCCUUCGCAGCAGGAGGGAAACGUGGAGACCAGAUGCUCUGUGGCCAUCCAGAUGAGGCCUGCAGGACCAGCGUACCAGCAGCCUGGCUAUCAGAAACGCAGAAAGCCCUCCGAUCAGUAGCUGUGCUGCCGCGAUGGACGCAGAGCAGCGUGAGCCUAUUGGGUGUGCACUUUGCUGUUGAGCGUACACUUCGCUUUUGUGCAAUAGCGUAAAAUGAUUUUUCCCCCCACACUACUCUCCUUCACCUUGAGCUUCAAACUUCAUCUUUUAUAUAUUAUAUUGUAUUAAUUGAUAAUAGGUUUUCUGUGGGCCUCUAUAUUUGUUACAUUGACAUAAAAAAGACAGUUGUAUGCCAAUCUGUCUUUAUUCUACAAAAAAAGGAGUGACUGUCGGUUGACUACUUUGUAAUCUAGCUGCUGCCUAUAUAGCUUUUUAAUAUACCAAUCUGUAGUCCCGAUAAAAUUAAGCCAAUUUCCACUUUUCUGUUGUCUAUACAUGGGCUUCUUAGACAAUCAAGGCAUUUGUUAGGAUUUAAAGGACACUAAAUACCGUUCCCUGGAAAUCCUCAGUAUUUAUGACUAUUUAAGUGUUGUGUCUAAAUGGAGCCUGAUUUUAUUUUUUUAAACGAUAAAAAGCCGACAGAUGUGGAAAUAAACCACAGCAGAAGGGUGUAGUGAGCAUGAACACUGUCACUGGGCCCUGCAAUGAUGUAUGUAUCUUUGGGUCAUCCUACCAAACCCGGUGACUAGGUGUUACUUGCACCUUAGUUAAUCUCAGGAAGUAGUUCCACCCAAUGUUCUGUUGAUUUGUCCUCUGAUUUCUUCUUAACUUAUGCCACAGAUUCUCUGUUCUUCCCCAAAGGUUGUAAAGUGCAGCAGCUUAACAUUUUGUGCACUUUUAUUACAGUUUUGUAUCCGCUUGUAUAUGGUGAUACUUAGUUCUUAGACUUCUGCUCUGCAUUAUUCCCACUGAAGAUAUACAGCUGUGAAUAAAUAUCAUUCAAGAA